Populus nigra (black poplar) is the source of this 1235-nucleotide messenger RNA. RefSeq names its product rac-like GTP-binding protein 3. Gene Ontology annotation, biological process: regulation of cell shape; small GTPase-mediated signal transduction; cortical cytoskeleton organization. The transcript is spliced from 8 exons. Lineage: Eukaryota; Viridiplantae; Streptophyta; Magnoliopsida; Malpighiales; Salicaceae. The coding region runs from base 227 to 829 and encodes 200 amino acids. Gene Ontology annotation, molecular function: GTPase activity; GTP binding; protein kinase binding. The record is from RefSeq and is a predicted model, not a curated record. Gene Ontology annotation, cellular component: cell cortex; plasma membrane; cytoskeleton.
GGAUUUUAACAGUGAUGGCAAGUGAAUGAGUGAGAAUCAUGUGAUCCACCUCCACUACCUCUUAACUUUGAAUCAAAAGAAGCCAUGACAACAAUGCUCAUAAAUUAUUCCACCUACAGCAAACCACCCUCUUCUACUCUUUCGUCCUUUUCUGUCUUUCCUUUUCACUUUCACUACUCUCUACUUCAACUGCUAAUAUUUCUUCUCUCUUUGUUUGUAUACAUCAAUGGCUUCUAGCGCUUCAAGGUUUAUCAAGUGUGUUACUGUGGGAGAUGGGGCUGUGGGCAAGACCUGUAUGCUUAUUUGUUACACAAGUAACAAGUUCCCUACUGAUUAUAUACCAACGGUGUUUGAUAACUUCAGUGCAAAUGUGGUAGUUGAAGGAACCACUGUAAACUUAGGCCUCUGGGACACAGCUGGGCAAGAGGAUUACAAUAGAUUAAGGCCCUUGAGCUACAGAGGGGCAGAUGUCUUCGUCUUAGCUUUCUCACUAGUUAGUCGAGCGAGCUACGAAAAUGUACUUAAAAAGUGGAUUCCAGAGCUUCAGCAUUACGCCCCCGGCAUUCCAAUAGUACUGGUUGGUGCCAAAUUGGAUCUUCGUGAGGAUAAGCAUUAUUUGGCUGAUCACCCUGGAUUGGUGCCUGUGACCACUGCACAGGGAGAGGAACUCCGAAAACAGAUUGGUGCAGCAUAUUACGUCGAGUGUAGUUCAAAAACUCAACAGAAUGUCAAAGCAGUUUUUGAUGCUGCAAUAAAGGUAGUUAUCAAACCAGCACAGAAACAAAAGGAGAGGAAGAAAAAGCCACGCCGAGGAUGCCUGUUAAUCUGAGCUGCUACUUUUCUUCUGCAUGAUUUCUUGUGAAAUUCAGAAAUGUCUUUUGCGGGAGGAGGCUUGUGUGUCUCAAAUGAAGUACCCCUCGUCUCCAAAAGGUGACUACUCUUUGGCAUCACUGCGGUGCUACACUGCUAAGAUAUUGGGUCCUGCGAGCUCGGAUUUGAAUGCACUAUAUUUUGAUUGCGGCAUGGCUCCUUGCUAAAUGUCACUCUCUAAUUUCGUCCUAAUUUCAGUGGAAAAGACAUUUUCAUCCAGUAACUCCUUGCAUAUAUAUUGUAACUCAUUGUAAAAGGUGGAGUUCAGCUAGGUUUGUUGCAAGUUUUUAUUCUUCAUGGCAUCUUUCCUGACCUUUUGGCUUGACACUAGCGAGAAAUGAUGAUUUGCUUCUUGCUUCUACGAA